This is a messenger RNA of Lotus japonicus, 1628 nucleotides long. RefSeq names its product probable aminotransferase TAT2. Gene Ontology annotation, biological process: biosynthetic process; amino acid metabolic process. The record is from RefSeq and is a predicted model, not a curated record. The transcript has 7 exons. Lineage: Eukaryota; Viridiplantae; Streptophyta; Magnoliopsida; Fabales; Fabaceae. Gene Ontology annotation, molecular function: pyridoxal phosphate binding; transaminase activity. The coding region runs from base 93 to 1355 and encodes 420 amino acids.
UCUUUUUCUUUGGUACAUAUAUAGGAUAUAGCUCCUCUCCUUCAGUUCAUAACACUUAUAUUGGUUGACCAAUCUCAGAUAGAAUAGAGCAAAUGGAGAACGGAAGUGAGAAAUGGAAUUUCCAAGGGAACAAAGGGCUCAAUGCUUCAGCCAUUUCAGUGAGAGGGGUCUAUAACAUGCUCAUGGAUAGCAUCAGUAACAAUGAAAACAACAACAACAAACCUCUGGUUCGUCUCUGUCGUGUUGAUCCAACUGAUAAUCCACUGUUUCGGACUGCCCCUGUUGCUCCUGAUGCUAUUGCAACUGCUGCUCACUCCUUCAACUUCAACUGUUAUCCUCCCACCGUUGGCUUACCUGAUGCAAAAAGGGCUGUUGCAAAUUAUCUCUCUUCUGAUAUUCCAUACCAGUUAUCACCAGACAAUGUUUUUCUCACCGUUGGGGGCACACAAGCUAUAGAUAUAAUCUUACCUGCCCUUGCACGUUCUGGUACCAACAUUCUCCUUCCAAGACCAGGGUACCCUCAGUAUGAUGCUCGCGCCGCUUGUUGUCUCCUUGAGGUUCGGUACUUUGAUCUCUUGCCUGAGAGAGGAUGGGAGGUUGAUCUUGAUUCCCUUGAAGCUCUAGCAGAUGAGAACACUGUGGCCAUGGUCAUCAUCAAUCCUAGCAAUCCAUGUGGGAAUGUGUUCACAUCCCAGCAUUUAAAAAAGGUUGCUGAGACUGCAAGGAAACUUGGAAUCUGUGUAAUUUCUGAUGAAGUUUAUGGCCACGUAGCUUUUGGAAACAAUCCAUUUGUGCCAAUGGGAGUGUUUGCACAAAUAGUGCCAGUUAUCACAAUUGGGUCCUUAUCAAAAAGAUGGUUAGUUCCUGGUUGGAGAAUUGGUUGGAUAGCCACAUGUGACCCCCAAGGAAUUUUUGAAAAAACCGGGAUCAAGACAAAUAUCAUCAGCUAUUUGGAGAUUACUUCUGACCCUCCAACCUUCAUGCAGGCAGCAAUACCUCAAAUCCUUGAGAGAACAGAUGAUGAUUUCCAUUUAAAAAAUCUUAAUAUAAUGAGAGAGGCUGCAAACAAAUUCUAUGAUGUAUGCAAGGAGAUCCCUUGCUUGACAUGCCCUCACAAACCAGAAGGAGCCAUGGCUGCGAUGGUGAAGAUUAACUUCUCACAAGUUAAGGACAUUGUUGAUGAUGUGGAUUUCUGUGUCAAGCUGGCCAAAGAGGAAUCUGUACUUCUUCUUCCUGGUGUUACUGUUGGACUAAAGAAUUGGCUUCGGAUUAGUCUUGCUGUUGACCCUUCUGAACUUGAAGAGGGUCUUAGCAGGAUAAAAGCAUUCAGCCUUCGGUAUGCCAAGAUGUCAUAAAUCGUGUCACAUGGGAGGCUUUGUUGAAUACUAGGUUUAUAUAUCCCAUUGAGACCAUCUUUAUGGCAAAGUAUAUGUCUGAAAAUAAUUCUAUUUUAGGUGCUUAAACAGUUUAGUUAAGGACUUGUGGCAAUAAGCUCUUGUCACAAAAGAGUCUAUUCAUAAGCUAAUUUGAGAAGCUUAUUCAAAUAAGUUAAAAAUAAGAUAUGAAUAAACAUAAACUAAUUCGAAUAGUUUAUGAAAAAUAAGUUCAAAAUAGCACCGUGGACGAAA